Messenger RNA from Pangasianodon hypophthalmus (striped catfish), 1942 nucleotides. RefSeq names its product IMP U3 small nucleolar ribonucleoprotein 3 (gene imp3). Gene Ontology annotation, molecular function: structural constituent of ribosome; snoRNA binding; rRNA binding. The record is from RefSeq and is a predicted model, not a curated record. Lineage: Eukaryota; Metazoa; Chordata; Actinopteri; Siluriformes; Pangasiidae. Gene Ontology annotation, cellular component: small-subunit processome; Mpp10 complex; small ribosomal subunit. Gene Ontology annotation, biological process: rRNA processing.
AGCAUAAUACAAUACGUACUGCGGGAAAACGUGCGCGCGAGGGGUCGUGACUGUCCAUCAGGUUGGGGUUUUUUUUAGAGCCGGUUUAUAAAGACUUUAAAUUUGUGUGGGGGAAAAUGGUACGUAAAUUAAGAUUUCACGAGCAGAAGCUCUUAAAGAAAGUAGAUUUUAUUAACUGGGAAGUGGACAACAAUCUGCACGAGGUGAAAGUGUUGCGGAAAUACCGCAUCGAGAAGAGAGAAGAUUACACCAAGUACAACAAGCUGAGUCGCAGCAUCCGAGAGCUGGCCCAGAAAAUCCGUGACCUGGACGAGAAGGACGGUUUCAGAGCUCAGUGCACGGCACAGCUGCUGGAGAAACUCUACAGCGUGGGCCUGAUCCCAGCCAAACAGAGUCUGGCUCUCGCAAAUAACGUCACCGCGUCAUCCUUCUGCAGGAGGCGGUUGCCGUGGGUGAUGCUGAAACUGCGCAUGGCUCAGAACAUGAAGGACGCCAUCACGUUCAUCGAACAGGGACAUAUUCGUGUCGGCCCUGAGAUCAUCACAGAUCCUGCAUUUCUGGUCACAAGGAACAUGGAGGACUUUGUGACCUGGGUGGACUCGUCCAAGAUCAAGCAACACGUCAUGAACUACAAUGAGGAGCGCGAUGACUUUGAUCUCGUGGUUUAAAGCUGCUGUAGUGAUUUUCAGCCAUCCGGAGAGCCAGAGCAGGGAAUCGGGAGCUGCUCGGGAUCUACACUCAGAUGAACAACCCGGAGAACAAGCGAACACGUCAUCAACACAUUUCUGCUAAGAAACGUGUUUACACACACACAUGCGUGAACAGGAGAGUGCUAGAUUGAGAGCUUUUACACCCUGGUAUUGUGUUGAGUGGAAAAUAUUUAUUAGAGAAGGAUAAAAAUGUAAACGUUUUCAUGGACAUCAAAAGUUUAUACAGUUUGUAAUGCAGGUUUUCUAUCUGAUAUGAACAUCAUUUUUUUUUUUUUUUUUUUAAACACAUCAGAAUAUUUUAUUUUUUCACAUAAUACAUUAUUUCAGGUAACCAUUAUUGUUCAGUUUAACGUCAUUUUUAAAUAAUGUGAUAUUGAAAGAAAAAGGUGUAUCCUGAAAACCGUGUAAAUUUAAAUACUACCGCACAAACGAGAACAAAAUGCAAUACACAAUAGGUCACAUCACUUCUGAUCAUAGAGAACUGUCCAUCAUCAUAAUAUUGCGUACUGAACAUCGCUUUACGUAUCAGUCCAUCAGCUAGCAAUCUAAUUAGAGAUCAGCACAGAGAGUUGCUUCGUAAAACUCGUUUUAAUGGAAUAGGGACCAAACGUAGAGCUACAUUUCAAACAAGUCAUUGCUAACACAAUACAGAAAGAUCAAUAACAUCUUAAUUUGCAUAAAUAAUUAAAUAAAAUACUUCAAGUGUUGCCAGAAGCGGUGAUCUGCGGGGUCCAGGCACCUUUCGAAAGUAGGCUAUAUUGCAUACGACAUUAAAAAGGCCACAGUUUAGUGACGAAAGUUCAAUGCUAACCCUGUGAAAUGCCUGCUGAAAUUUGAUUGGCUGAAGGUGGCCAUAUGUUUUUAGUGUAAUCAAGUCAUCAUUAGAAACUCACUCACAGAUUAGCGCAAAGAUGAAGUACACUAAGUCUCAGCUCUGUGAAAACAUACAAAUAUGCAAUCCUUGAGUUGCCUUUUAAAGAAAAGGGGCGGAGCUUUCCCCACUGCGGGUGGAGCUUGUUUCAGGGCCAGAAAAAUCUAUAUAGUGCCUUAUAUGAAGAACUGAGCCAAAUGAUCAGAAUGGAAAUAUUAAAACUCCCGGUGUUUCUACAGUGUCUAUAGAAGGGGAAGGGUAUGAGUGUUACCCAUGUAGAAACGCUUUCAAACAUCACACACACUGCAACUUUGACUAAAUAAAAAUUGAUUCGGGGAUCAUUUUCACCCAAAACAUCAAA